AGCAGAGCCGGGACCAUGCAGGGAGGCGGCCAGGAGGCUGUGCGGUCCCCAGGGAGCCACGGGGUUGUGUCUGCAUGUGCAGGAGGGAGCGUCCCUGUCCCGCGUCUGGGGCCGGGAUUCCAUUCAGGAAGGACACCCUGCGGCUCCCUUUCUGGGCGGGAGAGGGACCUCCCCGCGGGGCCACCGGUGCCUGAGCAGAGGGCGACCCGGGGAGCUGCGGUGGGAAGGCGGCCCCAGGCGCUGGUGCAGGAGAGCCCUCAGCCAGGCAGGCCCCCGAGUCGCCGCGGCUUCCCCCCACCCCGCACCCCCGCCCAGGGCGCCCCGCUUCCCCGAGUCGCGGUCUGGGUCCCACGGAGCCCGCGGCGCCACCUGGUGGCUGCGCGUCUGCCCGAACCUUCACCUCCGUGAGGACCUGGAGGUCCUGAGGGACCCUGUGCCCUUCCCCCGGCCUGGGGGUCCCCAAGCGCCUGUGACCGGCACCCCCCCGUGUCCCAGGACCCUCAGGGGCCAGCUCCAGACAUGGCCCAUGGUCCAGGGGUCCAUCUUCCCUGGGGUGGCCGGAGAAUUCUGCCAGGCCCCCGGAGUCCGUGCCCACGCUGCCCCGCCGCGGGCACAGGCAGAGGCACGCACACGCGGGCACCCCACCGACCUGUCCACUCUCUCUCUCUCUCUCACACACACACACACACACACACACACACACACACACAUUCCGUGCUAACGUGGCUCCUGGAAUUCUCAGCCAUGAAUGUCUCCCAUGAAGCGACUUUAAUUCCAGAAGACACGUGGGCUCUGGCAUUCCAGAAAGUCUCACUGACUGUCGGUUCCAUGGGGGAGCUGGGGGCUCUGGGUUGGGCCUCUGGCGUCCUGCUCCGAGGACCCCGCAGGACCCCCACGAGCCCACAGGCCGCCCGCCGCCCCCCGGGGCCCUCCGGCAGCCACCCUGGGAAGCGGAGCCCCCUGCGGCAUCCUUCAGAGGACAGAGGCUGGGGGAGGCCUAUGGGCCGCCCUGAGCACCCGCACCCCACAGCAGAGGCUCCCCCAAAGGAACCAGAAUCAGCUCCUUCACUUGUGGGGCCCAUAAAACACGCAGCCUUUGGUUCGAAAUGGUUAGAAUUUCAAGACAGCCACGGCGGGCGUUAAACCAGGCCCGGGCCCGUCUGAGCCCGGUUCCCUGCCGCGCGGGGCCCGCCUCCUCAUUCCUUCUCGGGGCUGCGGCUCCCUGGCCGUCCGCUCCUCUUCUCAGCUGCCUCCUCCCUAUCCGUACAAGACCCCAUGGGAACAACACACACAGCCCUCCCGGUGACACGGCUAGGCCUGGGACGGGGGACACCUGGGGCCUGGGCACUCUCAGGGCCAAAACUCCCUCCACUGAACUCUGAAGGCUCAGGUUGGUGCUGGGAGUAGGGUGGCCCCUGCCCGACCUGCUGGGGAGGGAGCGUUGGUGCUGUGUGCAUGGGUGUCAUGGCCACGUCCGGGUCCCUGGGUUGGGGGGUGGCAGGCUCCAACCUUGGCUGCUGGAGGAGGCCAGGAGGAGCUAAGCCGGUGGGGGGAAGGUGCCCGUGGGCCUGGGGUCUCAGUGGGCACCAUCGUGGCCUCCAGCACCCCCAACUCUGCGUCCCCGGUCCCUGGUGUGGGUGGGAGCAGCCAGCCCCGGCUGGCCAGGUGUGCUCCCGCCCCGGGCCCCCGGCAGGUAGGCUGCGCCGCGCCCCCUCCCCCCCACCGGCAAGAAGGGUGGCAGGUCGGCAGGUGGGCAGGUCUGGGCAGUGGCUGCUGAGUCAGUCUGCAAGGAAUGUUCUGGCCGCUCCCGGCUUCACCCUGUCCCUGCCUGCCCUCACCUCUCCCUGCUCCCCAGGCGCUGCUGGCACCCAGCCCAUGCCGGGAAUGCAUCUCCAGCCCAGGCUUGCUUGGACAAGCUCUCCCCGGCAGCCGACCCCCACUCCUCCCCCAUGUGCCCCCGUGACCCCAGCAGAGCCCUGGCCCCCCAGAGUCCCCAUCUCCUUGCUCCCUGAGCACUCCAAGGCUGGGGCGGUCCACCUGUGUGACCGAAAAACCAGAGUGGGCCUGAGGUCAGGGCCAGGGAUGAGUCAGGACCCCGACAACAGCCCCCAGGCAGGGACCAGGGCCCAAAGGAGGGAGCCCCGGAAAGAAUGGGCUUUCCUGGAGGAGGGGGCUCUGUCAGGAGGACACCUGGCCUCCUCGGCUGGGGCUGGGGGCUGGGGGCUGGGGGCUGGGGAGGUGGCCAGGAGGCUGGGCCUGUGGCAGCCAAGCUGGCACUUUGGCCAGAGCCCAAUGCCUCCCUCCCCUUGGCUCUACUCAGAGCCCUUGCCCAGGCAGACCCCAGGCUCGCUGCUGCUGGGCAGUGCAGCAGUGGGCCGGGGGCUGAGGGGCCAGCCCCAGAGGUGAGCCAGCCACCCCUGCUGUCUGCUCCCAGCCAGCAGGGAGGGAAUAUGGGGCCCCCCCUGGGCCCCCACAGCACCCCGGCCCCGGCUGGCACCACGGCUAUACCCGGGCUCAUUCCGGACCUCAUCGCCAGGCUCCCUUGGCCCCGCUGGGCAAUCAUUGUCAUUGCUGUGGCUGCCGGCAUCCUCAUGGUCUCCUGCCUCCUCUGUGCUGUCUGCUGCUGCUGCCGCCGUGGCCACAGGAAGAAGCCCAGGGACAGGGAGGCUGUGGGCCUGGGCAGUCCUCAAGGGACCACCAGCUCCCACCUGGAGCAGAGGCAGGGAGGGCCCCCCACCCCCGCCCCCGUAGUAGAAGCGGCGAGCCACGGUAUUAGGGAGGCACGUGGGACUAAGGCCUGGAGGCCCCGAAUGCCGGCCCCAGAGGUGCAACCGGAUGUGGACACCUCAGAGACUGCCCCGGAGGAUGCCCAGCACUGGGGGCGCCUGCAGCUCUCCCUGGAGUACGACUUCUCAAGGCAGGAGAUCAAGGUGGGCCUCAAGCAGGCCGCGGACCUGAGGGCCUGUGGGCCGGGUGGCACGGCGGACCCCUACGCCCGCGUCAGCCUCUCCACCCAGGCAGGGCACAGCCAUGAGACGAGGGUGCACCGCGGCACACUCUGCCCCGCGUUUCAGGAGACCUGCUGCUUCCACAUACCGCAGGAAGAGCUGGCUGGGGCCACGCUGCGGGUGCAGGUGCUGGGCUCCAAGCGCUUCUCUGCCCCCGAGCCGCUGGGGGAGCUCAGCCUGCCGCUGGGCGCCGUCGACCUGCAGCACGUCCUGGAGCAGUGGUACCAGCUGGGCCCGCCGGGCGCUGCGGAGCCCGAGCCGUCGGGAGAGCUGUGUCUCUCGCUCCGCUACGUCCCCAGCUCGGGUCGGAUGACCAUAGUUGUGCUGGAGGCGCGAGGUCUGAGCCCGGGCCUGGCAGACCCCUAUGUGAAGGUCCAGCUCAUGCUGAACCAGCGAAAGUGGCGGAAGAGAAAGACGUCGGCCCGCAAGGGCACCGCCUCCCCCUACUUCAACGAGGCCUUCACAUUCCUUGUGCCCUUCAGCCAGAUCCAGGCUCUAAGCACAGGACAUCAGGAUGGGGGAAAACGCAACAGGGCCAUCACGGCCCGGAGACAGCACCUGAAGAGUGUCAUGCUCCAGAUUGCGGCCACGGAGCUGGAGAAGGAGGAGGGUCGCCGGGAGUCGGAGAAGCAGAACUACCUGUCCGAGCACUGCCCCCCCCUGCACCUCCCCAGCUCCAUGUCCGAAGUGCAGGAGCUCUGCAAACAGCUGCACGCCAAGAUCGACGCUGCGGAGGAGGAGAAGUAUGACAUGGAAGUGAGGGUCCAGAAGAGCACCAAGGAGCUGGAGGACAUGAACCAGAAGCUGUUCGACCUGAGAGGCAAGUUCAAGAGGCCUCCGCUGAGGAGGGUGCGCAUGUCGGCCGACGCCAUGCUCAAGGCGCUGCUGGGCUCCAAGCACAAGGUGUGCAUGGACCUGCGGGCCAACCUGAAGCAGGUCAAGAAGGAAGACACGGAGAAGGAGCGGGACCUGCGCGACGUGGGCGACUGGCGGAAGAACAUCGAGGAGAAGUCGGGCAUGGAGGGCCGCAAGAAGAUGUUCGAGACCGAGUCCUAGGCCGCCCGCCGGCCCCGCCCCCGGCCUGGCGCUGCCCGCGGAGGGGACGAGGAGGACACAGCCCGUCUCAGGGAUCAAUAAAGGAUUCCAAUCCCCGUGA
Mustela lutreola (European mink) is the source of this 4164-nucleotide messenger RNA. RefSeq names its product troponin I2, fast skeletal type (gene TNNI2). Gene Ontology annotation, biological process: cellular response to calcium ion; regulation of calcium ion-dependent exocytosis; muscle contraction. The record is from RefSeq and is a predicted model, not a curated record. Gene Ontology annotation, cellular component: troponin complex; axon; dense core granule. The transcript has 14 exons. Bases 2151 to 4064 code for a protein of 637 amino acids. Lineage: Eukaryota; Metazoa; Chordata; Mammalia; Carnivora; Mustelidae. Gene Ontology annotation, molecular function: syntaxin binding; clathrin binding; calcium-dependent phospholipid binding.